AUGGCGGAUGCAAAUGAAAAGUUACUCGCCGAAUUAUUAAAAAAACCAGGCAACAAUGAGUGUGCUGACUGUGGAGCUAGAAAUCCGGAAUGGGCUUCUUACAACAUCGGGAUUUUCUUAUGUACGAGAUGUGCAGGUGUACAUAGAUCAAUGGGUGCUCACAUAUCGAAAGUUAAACAUUUAAAGCUAGAUAGAUGGGAAAAUUCACAAGUUACCAGAGUUAAGGAAGUUGGUAAUAAUGCUGCGAGACAUUGUUAUGAAAAACGGGUACCUUCUUGUUAUAGAAGACCUACUGAAAAUGCUCCUCAAGUUUUAGUAGAACAAUGGAUCCGUGCUAAAUAUGAACGUGAAGAAUUUUCUCGUCCAGAGCGCCAAAAUCAGUACGUAUCAGGUUUUAUGGAAGGAUUUUUAAUGAAAAGAGGUAAAGAAGAUUCCCGGUACUAUCCACGUAAAUUUGUGCUGUCCGAAGCAGACGAUACGUUAAAGUAUCACGUAAAAGAGCAUAAAGAUCCUAAAGCAGUAUUAAGAAUAUCAGAACUGAACGUCGCGUUUGCUCCAACCAAGACCGGAAACCAAAAUAGUUUACAAAUAUCAUUUAUGAAAGACGGGUCAACGCGCCACAUCUAUGUCUACCACGAAGAUGCUGAAGUUAUAACGAAUUGGUAUCUAGCGAUACGAUGUGCCAAGCUGCAUAGGUUACAGGUCGCGUAUCCUGGUGCGUCGGAAAAUGAAUUGCUGUCACAAUUAACGAGGGAUUUUCCAAAAGAAGGAUUUCUGUGGAAAACUGGGCCAAGACAUUCAGACGCUUACAAAAAGAGAUGGUUUACAUUAGACGGUCGGAAAUUAAUGUACCAUGAUGAUCCUAUGGAUGCUCAUCCGAAGGGAGAAAUUUUUAUUGGUCACAGUUCAGAAGGUUUUGCUAUUAAAACAGGCGUACCACCUGGUGCUAAAGAUCAAGGUUUUUCGUUUACUCUGGAAACACCUGACAGAAGUUUUUUGUUAUCUGCUCAGACUGACGAUGAUCGUGCUCAAUGGAUAAAUGUAAUACAAAAAGUUAUUGAUAAACCGUUAACACCUCAAGAUGCUACAGUUGCAGCAAGACUAGUAAGAAAACGUACUGCUAGCGGAACAAUGAAUAUAUUAUUUUCGUCGACAAGGUAG
Cotesia congregata is the source of this 1161-nucleotide messenger RNA. The record is from the annotation of a GenBank genome assembly. Lineage: Eukaryota; Metazoa; Arthropoda; Insecta; Hymenoptera; Braconidae.